AGGAGCACCCGCCGGUAAAGAAUUCAAAUUUAGCUUUGACACAAGCCAGCAUCACCACGCCACCAUGUUUGCGGUAAUGCGUAUUGACAACGACGACCGUAGGGCCGACUUCCGUCGCAAGAUGCGACCAAAGUGCGAAUUCGUCUGCAAGUACUGCCAGCGGCGCUUCACCAAACCGUACAACCUGAUGAUCCACGAGCGCACGCACAAAAGCCCGGAGGUGACGUUCUCCUGCGAGGUUUGCGGCAAAUACUUCAAGCGGCAGGACAAUCUACGCUCGCACAGAUGCAGUCAAUGUAUUUGGCGAUCCAUCCAUAUGGAUAGGACAAUGAACGGUAACAACAAUCGAGCAUACUGAGCGUUUCAGUUACGGGCGGAUUUGCUUUCAGAUUUCUUCCCUUCCUUUACUGCUUGCGCGUGC
Molecule: messenger RNA, 421 nt
Organism: Anopheles maculipalpis
Lineage: Eukaryota; Metazoa; Arthropoda; Insecta; Diptera; Culicidae
Gene: drm
Product: protein drumstick
Exons: 3
Coding region: 65-358 (97 amino acids)
Biological process (GO): embryo development; regulation of transcription by RNA polymerase II; embryonic pattern specification
Cellular component (GO): nucleus
Molecular function (GO): DNA-binding transcription factor activity, RNA polymerase II-specific; RNA polymerase II transcription regulatory region sequence-specific DNA binding
Source: RefSeq, a predicted model, not a curated record